Molecule: messenger RNA, 189 nt
Organism: Emiliania huxleyi CCMP1516
Lineage: Eukaryota; Haptophyta; Isochrysidales; Noelaerhabdaceae
Exons: 2
Biological process (GO): response to endoplasmic reticulum stress
Cellular component (GO): endoplasmic reticulum lumen
Molecular function (GO): protein-disulfide reductase activity; protein disulfide isomerase activity
Source: RefSeq, a predicted model, not a curated record
CUCGUCGAAUUUUACGCACCAUGGUGCGGCCACUGCAAGUCGCUCGCUCCCGAGUGGGCGGCGGCCGCCAAGAAGACGCGAAAGUACUGCCCGCUCGCCAAGGUGGACGCGGACGAGCACAAGUCGCUCGCGGAGCGCUUUGACGUCAGCGGCUACCCCACGAUAAAAACAUUCAAGAAGGGGGAGGUU